Messenger RNA from Rhipicephalus sanguineus (brown dog tick), 426 nucleotides. Its product is annotated as ubiquitin-activating enzyme E1 Y-like. Gene Ontology annotation, biological process: ubiquitin-dependent protein catabolic process; protein ubiquitination; DNA damage response. Gene Ontology annotation, cellular component: cytoplasm; nucleus. The record is from RefSeq and is a predicted model, not a curated record. NCBI's taxonomy places the organism in Eukaryota, Metazoa, Arthropoda, Arachnida, Ixodida, Ixodidae. The transcript is spliced from 4 exons. The coding region runs from base 1 to 426 and encodes 141 amino acids. Gene Ontology annotation, molecular function: ubiquitin activating enzyme activity.
AUGUACAUGGAUAAACGCUGCAUGUGCUACCGGAAGCCCCUGCUCGAGUCUGGCACUAUGGGAACCAAGGGCAACGUACAGGCCGUAAAGCCCGACCUGAUCGAGUCGUACUCGUCAUCCCACGACCCACCAGAAAAAUCGAUACCAGUCUGCACCAUCAAGCAUUUUCCCAACAUCGAGCACACACUGCAGCGGGUCCGAGAUGAGUUUGAGGGUCUCUUCAAGCAGGCGGCCGCGAACGCUGUCCAGUACCUGACUGACCCUGAGUUUUUGCCCAACAUGACUCAAAGGCUACAACCCAACCAGCAAGUGGUGAUGCUGGAGGAAAUGAAGAAAAUUCUCGUCGACGAGAGAGCGACCGUCUUCGCCCGACUGCGGUUUCAGGAACAGUACAACACCGAGAUACGACAGCUGCUCCGCAAAUAA